GUAAAUCCGGUACAGAAUAGUGAGUUGGUUCCUCGACUAAAGUCACCAACUCCCUACCUUCAAUCAAGGAUACUCUAUUAACCUAGGCAGAUAUUCUCAUUCUAGGUUAAAGCAGAAACAACAGGAAUUUGAUCAGGAUUCAAGUCAUUCAAUCAUUAAAACCUCAAUCGAAUAUAAUCAAUCAUAGAAGCAGUACUUGGGUUCAUACAAUCAAAGCCUAACAUACAAAUCUAGGGUUCUCCAUACCCAGAUGAAUGGGAGAACUACUCCAUGGAGAAGAAAGCAAAAGCAGAAUCAGACACGGACUUCAUACUGCGAAGGAUGGAUUCCUGCUUCUGGACGUUGAUUGGCACUUCUCCAAGCUCAAGCUGGCCUCCAAUGGUGUUGAAGAUCAAUCUAGGGCACUUGGGAACUCUUGCUCGUCACUUUCUCUCUCUAGGAAUCGCUCUCUUUCUCCAAAACCCGAAUCCCCCCGAAUUGUGGCUGAAAUUCUGCUUAAAAGGAGAAAAUCCCGACUCACACGGCUAGGGUGGCACGGCCGUGCAGCUCACCCAGUUGCCCGUGUGAGUCAAAACGCAGCGUAUCAUUUAGUCGAAUUUCAGGCUCUUUGCACGGCCAGAAUGGCACGGCCGUGUGAACUUCCCUUCCUGCCCGUGUUUGCUUUCGCAGAAUGUGGCACGGCCAACCCGGCCACUUGCACGGCCGUGUGGGUCUUCUGCUCUGCCCGUGUCUACUCUCGCAGAAUCCCACACGGCCAGGCCAUUCCUUCACACGGCCGUGUGAACAUCAGGGCAGCCCGUGUGAUCUCCUUUGUGACUUGCCUCGCGCCCGAUCUUCGCCCAAUCGACCCCGAACUCGCUCCUAAACCUUCAUUCACUUGCCAGGACCUGAAAUAUCACAAACAAGCACAACCUAGCGUGAAAUCGGUCUAAAACACGAGAAACCACAUCUCCAACGGUGUAAGAACAGGGGUGAAAACAUGUGUAACUAACGGUCUAUCAGCGCCCAUGACACAUCGCUGAGCUUUUGAAGCAGUGGAUCGCAGUUUAUGUGAUAUAUUAAAUGUUCCGCUGAAUGGACAUAGCUAUAAACCUUUUGGAGGAAAGACUGUUCUUUUUUGUGGAGAUUUUUGCCAAACUCUCCCAGUUAUAACCGAAGCUGGGCGUGAACAAACUGUUGAUAGCUCAUUGACUAGAUCCAAACUAUGGAGUUAUUUUAAAGUUAUGAAGCUAUCUACAAAUAUGCGAAUCACAGAAGCCCAGCAUGCUGACCAGUGACUAAUACAUGGAUAUACAUUCCCAGAAUGGGUCCGCGCCUUAGGAGAUGGAAAACUUAAAGCAAGAUCAUUCAGAGAAGAUGCCCCAAUGGAUUGGAUACAGAUUCCACAACUGUUCCUAAUUGAUCCUGGAGUUGAUCCUGUUUAGUCGAUCGUGGAUGAUAUCUAUGAUUUGUUCCCCCAAAAUCAUAGACACCCAGAGUACCUCACCAGUAGAGCCAUAAUUACUCCAACGAAUGCAACUGUUUCUACAAUUAAUAAUUUUAUGAUGCAAAAUGUUCCAGGAUAUCUGACAACCUAUUACAGCUCAGACUCGCUACUGCUAUCGACAGAAACAGCGGAUUCGUUUGAUGAAAGCUAUCCAACUGAGUUUCUCAACACUCUUACAUUCAACGGAGUACCAAGCCACGAGAUCACAUUAAAGGUAAACACACCAGUUAUGCUCUUACGCAACUUAAACCGUGGUCUUGGCUUAUGCAACGACACAAGAAUAAUGAUCACAUCGUUGGGCGACAACUAUAUAAAAGGCAACAUUAUGGGUGGUUCUUAUGACACUGAUGAGGUCAUUAUACCAAGAAUAGUGUUGAAUGUGGAGAACUCCAAGUGGCCCUUCAUACUCAAAAGGAGGCAAUUUCCAGUGCGAUUAUGCUAUGCGAUGACUAUAAAUAAAAGCCAAGGGCAAACACUUGAAAAAGUUGGGAUAUAUUUGCCUGAACCAGUGUUUAGUCAUGACCAACUUUAUGUGGGAGUUUCAAGAGUAAAAUCAGCAAGAGGUUUGAGGAUUCUUAUAGAAAACCCACCAGAAAUACCUCAUGACUUUACAAGAAACAUAGUCUUCAACGAAGCAUUUGCCAAUAUAGUGGAUACCUAAACUACUUAUCAGGUAAUUCCAUUAAACCUAUUAAACUAACAAAUGUUUGCAUCAGUAAAUGUUACUGAAACAGUUGUUUUUCUUUUGUAGGAUCGAAGAAAUUCACUGACGUACUCGCUUUGACCAUUGCCUACCCGCCGGUUAUUCUAUUUAGCGCGUAUGGAAGACCCUGAUGUUUGUAUCUAAAUAGUUCAGAGAGGUGAAUGUUUUGUCUUGAUCAUGCGUCCAAAUAAUGAAUGAUGAAGAACUACAUUCACCUUCACUUUUGGCAAUCAGUUCCUCAAACACAUGUUGCAGUUUAUAUCAUAUAAAUGGAAGAUCUGAGUUAUUAGAACCGUGUUUAUCUAAAUGUAAGAUAAAAAAACUCAAUUUUGUACAAAUUGCCUUCCCUGGACCACAAUCCACAAAACUAUAGGGCAAUACAAAGUAAAUCAGUAAACAUAGAGGCCCUUUUUCAAGCCCAUAAUACAAUGACCAAUGCAAAGCCUUAAUAGUCACAAACAUGAUUUAAAUAAAAGCCCAUAAUACAGGCCAAUUCAAACCAAGCGAUCCUCCUUAAAACCCUAUCCUCCCUCAUCAACCAUCGACAACCGCCGUCUACAUCUUCAUCAACCUUUCUCCGCCGAAGAAGCCCCACCACAGAAACUACCAGACAAACAUUAAAGCAAUGGUAAGUCCACGUCUCUCUCUUCUUCACCGCUUUUACUGCUGAAACAACAUUUCUGGUCGGUUUUUGUAUUGUUCGCACAGAGACCCCACCUGGCAUGGAGAGUUUAGGCAAAAACCGCCAGACAACAGAUGGCUCUCACAUGGUCCCCACCGAUAUCAAAGGUGAGCAACUUCCAUUUUCGUAAACAAAUCCUCCCAAGAAUCUCGAUUCCUCUGCAAGAAAGAUAAAAAAUCCAUUUCGUUUCUCUUUAUUGUCUUAUAGAUCCGAUUGAAACUUGCAUGCCAUUUCGGGGUUUGCGUUUGGGCAUAAAUACUCGCAUAGUCAUUGCUCGGCCUGUGAUGACGUGGCUCGAAUUCCGAGAGGCACCCGGGCUUAAAAACCUCAGCAUGCACAUGAUUUGGAUAGACAAAAAAGUUCAUUUACAAUUAAGUUACAGAAUUGCAUAAUCUAUUCAUAAGUUCUUUUAGACCAGUGUACCAUAUAGUUUGAGAUCGCUAAACUGUUUAUCUUAUAGGCACGAUUGAUCGAGUCGAUGGUUGAUGAAAAGGACAUCAGCGAGCUUUCUCGCAAGAUUAAAGACGGGAACCUUUAUCGUAUUGAUUCGGUGGUGGCUAUACCAGCAAGAGAGAAUCCUAGGAUUGUUGCAUGAGAGUUAAGGAUACACAUAACUCCCGAACAAAACAUCCCCAAAAUUGAAGAAGACCCAGAUGAGCCACGAUUACCCAUCGGCUGGGACAUUGGGAUGGCUUUUUCGAUAGUACCACUUCAGACAAAUACCAUUGACUAUCAUACAGGUACGCUUGACUAUCUCAGUUUCCUAUGCUAAAAUAAACGUAAACUUUAAAA
This is a messenger RNA of Linum trigynum, 3663 nucleotides long. Lineage: Eukaryota; Viridiplantae; Streptophyta; Magnoliopsida; Malpighiales; Linaceae. The record is from the annotation of a GenBank genome assembly.